GUACUUAUUAUAGUCAUAGAAGUGAUCAGUUGCAAAAUCCGAAUACGAAAACGUGGAAGUCAUAAAAACCCUGAGGCAAUGGAAGAGGAGAAGGGUUUAGCAGAACCAAAAUCCUCUCUAUUUCCUCUAUUUCCUGCUUCGGACGCCUCUCAAUCCCACUCUCACCAACUCAUCACUCCAACCCCCCCAAGUCAAUGGCUCUCAAACUCCAGCUUCACCGCCGACCUCUCCGUCAUCAACGACGCCGUUUCCAUCCAACCACAACCACAAUUAGAAGAAGAAGAAAACGAAGAAGAAGAAGAAGAACCAGAAGAGAAGCAACCUAAAUCAAAGGAGUAUGAGUUUCUUGAAUCCGACCAAGACGAUAACAAAAUGAAUUCUAAGAAUAAGAAGAAGAAGAAGAAGAAGAAACGGAAACGGUCCAACGAGAGAGAAGACGGUGCCAGAAAGUCCGGUGUUCGAGCUUGGGCUGGUUCCGAUUACAAUUCCAAUUCCAAUUCCAAAGAUUAUUACUUCGAAUCGCGUGGCGAUCCCGAUAAUUUGGCUUUCGGCUCCCUUUACAGGAUGGAUAUUGCCCGCUACAAACCUCAUAACCCUUUGAAGCUAUCCGGGCUUUAUAAUCAAGGUUUGUACUGGUGGAACCGGACAGGUGCAAUGUUGGAUAGAGAUGGUGAUCUUGAUGCAUUGGAUAGUAAACUAGUAUCUGCUGGUCGUUAUUGGUCUGCAAAGUACACAGUUUUGGAGCGCAAUAAGAACUUAAAGCGUGUUCGUCUUCUUGCACCCAUAAAGUCGACAGCAGAUGAUUUCAUUCCUUUAUCAGACAUUCAAACCUCCCAUGAAGGUGUGGAUAGUGGUUCUGUCUCGAGAGCUUCAAUAAUUGAAGAAUCUUGGGAAGAUGAAGUUCUACGCAGAACACGGGACUUCAACAAAUUGACAAGGGAGAAGCCGCAUGAUGAAAAGGCCUGGGUAGCUUUUGCAGAGUUCCAGGACAGGGUUGCGGGUAUGCAACCCCAGAAAGGUGCUCGCUUGCAGACACUUGAAAAGAAGAUAAGCAUACUGGAGAAGGCAGCUGAGCUUAACCCAGAUAAUGAAGAUUUGUUGCUUUGUCUUCUGAAAGCUUAUCAGAACAGAGAUAACAUUGAUGUCUUGAUUAGUAGAUGGGAAAAGAUACUCAUGCAGCAUCCAGGGAGUUACAAAUUGUGGAGGGAGUUCCUGCAUGUUGUUCAAGGAGAUUUCUCUAGGUUCAAGGUUUCAGACAUGAGAAAAAUGUAUGCACAUGCAAUCCAGGCUCUAUCUGCUGUAUCCAGCAAGCACUUUAGGCAGGGUCAUCAAUCUGCAAAGCCAUCAGAUACUGCAAUUGUUCAGCUGGAACUUGGUCUUGUUGAUAUAUUCCUCAGUCUAUGCAGGUUCGAAUGGCAGGCUGGCUACCAGGAGUUGGCUACUGCAUUAUUCCAGGCUGAAAUUGAAUUUAGUUUGUUUUGUCCUUUACUCCUGACUGAGCAGAGUAGAAGGAGACUUUUUGAGCACUUUUGGAAUAGUGACGGUGCAAGAGUUGGAGAAGAAGAUGCCCUUGGUUGGUCCACAUGGUUGGAGAGAGAGGAGGAGAAUAGGCAAAAGGUUAUCAAAGACGAGGAGACCACACGUGAUAAUGAAAAAGGUGGUUGGACAGGUUGGUCUGAGCCACUUUUCAAAGAUCAGGAUGGUAGUAGGAAUUCAAUAAACGCAGCCAACAAUAACUUGGAUGUUGGGGAGCUUCAGGAGGAAUUUGAGGAUGAAGAUGUCAAGCAGGAAGAUGAAACUGAAGCUUUGCUGAAAAAAUUAGGUAUUGAUGUUGAAGCUGAGGCUAGUUGUGAGGUUAAAGAAACUUCAACUUGGGCUAGAUGGUCAGAAGAAGAGUCAUCUAGGGACUGUGAUCAAUGGAUGCCUCUUCGCAGGAAAUCUGCUGGGGGCUCACAUAGUGAUGGGACACCUGAUAGAGAAGGUGAUGAGCAACUUUUGAGGGUUAUAUUGUAUGAAGAUGUCAAUGAAUACCUGUUUUCAUUAAGCUCAGUAGAGGCCCGUUUAUCUCUCAUAUCCCAAUUCAUUGAUUUCUUUGGUGGGAAAAUAUCUCAAUGCAGCAUUUGCACAAACAAUUCUAGUUGGAUUGAGAAAAUCCUUAGCUUGGAGGCAUUGCCAGAUGUGAUAUUAAGUACUUUGAGAAGGGUUCAUGAUACUUUAACCAAGGCUCAAAGCAGUUUGAGUAGUUUCAGUUUGGAAGAGCUUUUGGGCAGCACCAAUGAUAUUUCUAAGAGAACUGACAUGAUGAAAUUUCUCUGCAAUGCUACCUUACUUUGUUUAACUGCUUUUCCACGUAAUUACAUCUUGGAAGAAGCUGCUUUAGUUGCUGAAGAGCUAUCUGCCACGAAAAUGAACUCUUCCCGCAGUUCAGAUACCCCAUGUCGAGUUCUAGCGAAGCGUAUGCUAAAAAGUGAUCGACAGGAUGUAUUACUAUGUGGGGUAUAUGCACGAAGGGAGGCUGCUUAUGGGAAUAUUGAUCAUGCGAGAAGAGUGUUUGACAUGGCACUGUCAUUAAUAGAAGGGCUUCCAAUGGAACUACGGUCUAAUAUGCCUCUUCUAUAUUUUUGGUAUGCUGAGGCAGAGCUUGCCAAUAAUCCUGCUGACAGUGGUGAAACAUCAUUUCGUGCGCUGCACAUAUUAUCGUGCUUAGGAAGUGGUGAAACAUAUAGUCCAUUUAAAAGUCAACCGUCAAGUUUGAAACUGCUGAGAGCGCACCAAGGGUUCAAAGAAAGAAUAAGAACUGUAAGAUCAGCAUGGGUAUGUGGUCUUAUAGAUGAUCAAUCUGUUGCUCUCAUAUGUUCAGCAGCUUUAUUUGAGGAGUUGACAUCUGGAUGGGCUGCGGGUAUUGAAGUUUUGGAUCAGGCUUUUGCAACUGUGCUUCCAGAAAGACAAAGUCAUAGUUAUCAACUUGAGUAUUUGUUCAACUAUUAUGUGAAGAUGCUUCAGAGACAUCAUAAGCAAUUGAGCCUAUCAAAAGUCUGGGAGUCCGUUAUUCGGGGGCUGAAAAUAUAUCCUUUCAGCCCAGAACUUUUUGGAGCUUUAUUGGAGAUUGGUCAUCUUUACACAACUCCUAAUAAAUUGCGGUGGAUGUUUGAUGACUUCUGUCACAAGAAACCAUCUGUGAUUGUCUGGAUUUUUGCUCUGUUGUUCGAGAUGAGUAGAGGAGGUUCCCAGCAUAGGAUCCAUGGAUUAUUUGAAAGGGCAUUGGCAAAUGAGAUUUUGCAUAACUCAGUUGUACUCUGGCGUUGCUAUGUUGCAUAUGAGAUUAACAUAGCCUGCAACCCUUCUGCAGCCAGACGAAUUUUCUUCCGAGCUAUCCAUGCCUGCCCAUGGUCUAAAAGUCUUUGGCUUGAUGGUUUUCUCAAGCUGAACAGCAUCCUAACUGGAAAAGAGCUGUCAGAUCUCCAAGAAGUCAUGCGGGAUAAAGAAUUGAAUCUGAGGACAGACAUUUACGAGAUCCUUUUGCAAGAUGACCUCAUACCAUGACAUUCUUUCCAGCCAUUUCUUAUUAUUCUUCUAGCAGGCAGGAAAUUGAAAAAUUGUACGGAUUGAAGAUGUGCAAAAUCUUGAUGUCAUGGUUCACUAUCAUGGAAGAAAAGCAUUUAAAAUAUUAUCAUACUGCCAUGCACUCCAACCUUAUGUCUUCUAAUCAAGUUUGAGGCUCUAUUUUCUAUCAGAGGGUUGGAUGAGAUUUGGUGGACAAUUUACAAACAUGAGAAAGAGCAGUGGCUGGAAGCCCAAUCACGGGGGUUGAUUCGGUGGCCUGAGUCAUCGUUGGCAUAUUUGGAUUAGAACAAAACACAAUAGAGUAGGAAGGUGAAUUUGAAGGAGAUUGAGUUGCCUCCAACUUUUGUUCCUUUUUUGUGCCUCUUUGCUUACUCUAAUCACCUUAACUGGCCCUCAUGAUUUUCAGCUCAUUUGUACCUUUUUCAUUUACCUCCUCUAUCUCACCUUUUUGCUUGACUUUGCAUUAGUGUUUUGGGUCUUUGAUCGUAUGAGAUGUAAAGGACGAAAAGUUGUAGGAGAUAAUGUUGAUAUGUAGAAAAUUGUAGAUAGGGGUGAGGAAUUGUUGAUCCGGCUGGAAUGGUUAAAUUUGGGGGUUGCUGAGAUUUUGGUGGGUGGAUUUGUAACUA
Quercus lobata is the source of this 4190-nucleotide messenger RNA. Its product is annotated as protein NRDE2 homolog. Lineage: Eukaryota; Viridiplantae; Streptophyta; Magnoliopsida; Fagales; Fagaceae. Gene Ontology annotation, molecular function: protein binding. Gene Ontology annotation, biological process: negative regulation of RNA catabolic process; regulatory ncRNA-mediated heterochromatin formation; RNA processing. Gene Ontology annotation, cellular component: catalytic step 2 spliceosome. Bases 79 to 3543 code for a protein of 1154 amino acids. The transcript is spliced from 11 exons. The record is from RefSeq and is a predicted model, not a curated record.